Messenger RNA from Striga hermonthica, 879 nucleotides. The record is from the annotation of a GenBank genome assembly. NCBI's taxonomy places the organism in Eukaryota, Viridiplantae, Streptophyta, Magnoliopsida, Lamiales, Orobanchaceae.
AUGGCAGUUGAUUAUCGCCGUCUGUUUCUUUUCCCCAGCGACCGAGGGGUUAUGAUGUUUGACGGAAUUGAAGGCGCCGGCGUCGUGUACGGUGCGCCGGCGGCACUUUCUUCCGGAACGACGACGGAGACAAUGGUUGGGAUUUACGGUCCGGAUGGCGUCCCGGUGAUCAAGUCCGACAGCGGCCUCUCCUACGCCGUUCCGGCGUCAAGGAAGCGAUCCAGAGAUGUGAUCAAUUCUACGGCUGUUUCGAAUCAGAGCCGCUGCGGCGUUCCUUUCCCGUUUCUCGGCGAGGAUUUGUCGUUUCAGUUCCAGCAGCAGCAAGUGGAGAUGGACCGUUUAAUCACACAACACUCGGAAAAGGUUCGAUUGGAAGUGGAGGAGCGGAGAAAGAGGUACACCCGGCGGAUUGCGACGGCGGUGGAGGAGCACAUAAUGAAGAGACUGAGAUCCAAGGAGGAGGAGAUCCAGAAGAUUGGGAAACUGAACUGGGCGCUCGCGGAGAAGGUGAAAUCUCUGUGCGUGGAAAACCAGAUAUGGCGCGAUUUGGCGCAGGCGAAUGAGGCCACGGCUAACGCACUCAGGUGCAACCUCGAGAACGUGCUUGCUCAGGUCCAGGACGAGGAGCCACGCGGCGACGCCGCGGCGGCGGCAGACGAAGCGCAGUCGUCGUGCUGCGGCGGCAGCAACCCCAACGAGACGGUCCGUAGUGCCGAGGAUGGGAUGUGCCGGAGCUGUGGGAAGGAAGAGUCAAGCGUUCUGCUUCUGCCGUGCAGGCACCUCUGUCUCUGCGCACUCUGCGCCUCGUCUCUGCAAAAGUGUCCCCUCUGUAACUCCACCCAGACCGCUACCCUUCACGUUAACCGAAACAAUAAAUAA